AUGAAGCAAGUUUCUGUAAGACAGCUAGAACUUUUGGUAGAUUUUAUGGAGAAACAUAGAAUGUUGGCACUGGGACGGGUCCGAGGCAAAGAAGGGCAUAUUUUGUCCACUAAAUUGUGGACCGAGCUAGCGGCAAUAUUGAACAGCGAAACAGCAGACCCUUCCAUUUACAGGUCAGCGAAAGAAUGGAAUAAAUUUUAUAAUGACUAUAAAUGUCGAAUAAAAAACAAAUUUCGUAAAAUUGUACAAAACCAACGGAAAACAGGUGGUGGACCUUCAGAAGCUCAGCCGUUAUCGGGACUGGAAGAAAGACUUUGUUCCAUAUUAGGGAACAAAUUUGACGGCCUUCCAGUCCGACAAAAUCCCAUACCCACCUCAGAAACUGAGGAUAUAAUUAUUCCAUUAGAUCACACAAAUAUUACAGGAGAUUCUCAAAUUAAUUUUGAUGCGGAGACUUUAGAAAUUAUGGACAGUGAGACUCCAUUAAGAGUUGAGAAUGAGAAUACUACAAUUGAUGACAUCCAGCCAUCAACUUCUUUAAGUUUUAAUGUGCCUGUAGACAAAGCUAAAACUGAAACAUUAAAUAGUAAUAGGAUUUUCCGCAAUAAUAUAAAAAAGGGUAAAAGCCAGAGAAUAUCUGAGAGGGACCCUAAAGAUACAGAAGUAGAAAGGCGAAAACUGUUUUAGCCAAUUUAAAAAAAGCUCGACUAGAAAUAAACAAGUCACAAAUACAGG
Spodoptera litura is the source of this 735-nucleotide messenger RNA. The record is from RefSeq and is a predicted model, not a curated record. NCBI's taxonomy places the organism in Eukaryota, Metazoa, Arthropoda, Insecta, Lepidoptera, Noctuidae.